This is a messenger RNA of Agrilus planipennis (emerald ash borer), 1136 nucleotides long. RefSeq names its product 1,2-dihydroxy-3-keto-5-methylthiopentene dioxygenase (gene Adi1). The coding region runs from base 212 to 757 and encodes 181 amino acids. The transcript has 4 exons. The record is from RefSeq and is a predicted model, not a curated record. Gene Ontology annotation, molecular function: acireductone dioxygenase [iron(II)-requiring] activity. Lineage: Eukaryota; Metazoa; Arthropoda; Insecta; Coleoptera; Buprestidae.
CUCAAUUUAACAGUUACUUCAUACCUACUUCUAUUUCAGUUUAUUUGUAAGUAAAUAUAAUAGUUUAGUUGCAAUAUAAAUACUGAAAUUAGUAACAACAAUAAUGUUUGUAUAAAAGGAGUUGUUAGAAAUAAUCAGAUAACAUUUGAACUUUGGUAGGGUUUUGAAUUUGAGGCAGCCAUCUGAUCUAAGUUAGAGAUAUUUUGUAGAAAUGGUUAGGGCAUGGUAUAUGGAUGAUGAUACUUCAACUGAUCAACGAUUGGAGCAUCAUCAAAAUCCUCCCCAUUUUGUUAAUUUGGAUGAACUAUUUCAACUUACAGGAGUAGAGUAUUUUCCAAUUUCAAUCGACUCAUAUAAAUCAGAUGGCAAAUUGGAAGAAUUAAAGAAAAAGAGAGGGUACACCUAUGAAGAUGAAAUAUGUUGCUCCAGAGAUACUUUACCAAAUUAUGAAGAAAAAUUGAAAUCUUUUUUUAAGGAACACUUACACACUGAUGAAGAAAUUCGUUUUAUUUUAGAAGGAUCAGGCUAUUUUGAUGUAAGGGACAAGUAUGAUAAAUGGAUUAGAAUUGAAGUUAUACCAGGAGACCUAUUGAUUGUUCCAGCUGGAAUAUAUCAUAGAUUUACUUUGGAUGAAAAGGAUUACAUCAAGGCCAAAAGACUAUUUGUUGGGGAGCCAGUGUGGACACCACACAACAGACCAUCAGAUGAUUUACCUUGCAGAAAGGAAUAUUUGGAGAGAAUGCAAAUUACAGCCUAAUUAAUAAGGAAGAUGUAAUCUACAUACAUAUCUAUAUACAUACAUCAUCACAGGGUCAUCAGUUCAAAGACUAGGUGGACAUGCAUAUCUACUUCUUAUGCUGAGACAAUCUUUCCAUUGCAUUAAAACUACAACAUACAUCCCUAUUGUUUGUGAGCAAUAAUCCAAUCUAGAUCUUUCUCUGCACCUCAUUACUCCUGGUUAUGCUUUUAAUUAGCCCAUCAUGCCUAAGUGUUCUACCAUCCCUUCUACCCUUUUCCUUGUUAACAUCCACAACACUCGUUGCUCCUCUAGUCUUUUCAAUGCUUCAUUAUUGUAUAUGUGCAUAUAUUGUAUGUUUUAAGCAAUUAUGUUACAAUAAACAUCAUACAAAUGUUAA